GCUCCAGCGGGGAUUGGCGGCUGACGUCAGUCAGGCCGGAGGGGCGGGGCGGUGCACGGCCGGCCGCAGCGGCGCCGGGGUCUCCGCGGCCCUGCCGCCGCCAUGUCGUGGAGGCUGCCCAAAGGUUCUGUAUGGGGCUGCUCGCCACGUAAUUUCUACACAGGAGAGAGAAACUAUUCCCAUAAUUCCUCUUCUGAGUUUUACUCCAGUCUUGGGUUAGAAGGCUUCUCUGUAGCUGACACCUCUGGAACAGUUGAGGAGGAUACAGAUUCAGCUAUCUUAUAUGGAACUUUGCGAGGAAGUAUUGUUGGAUUACGAUACUACAAAGGGGUUGUUAAUAACAAUGAAAUGGUUGCACUGCAGAGGGAGCCCAAUAAUCCUUAUGAUAAAAAUGCGGUGAAAGUAAAUAAUGUGAAUGGAGACCAAGUAGGUCAUAUUAAAAAAGAAUUAGCAGCAGCAUUGGCAGGCAUUAUGGACAACAAACUGGCAGUAGUUGAAGGGGUUGUCCCUUAUGGAGCAAAAAAUGUCUUUACCAUGCCUGUACAAAUGAGUUUUUGGGGAAGAGAAGAAAACAAGGAAGCUGUGCUAGAUCAGCUGAAAAUGCAUGGAUUUAAAUUGGCUCCUCCUUUGAAAGUAGGUUCAGAAUGUGGUUUUGGGUCAAAGUGGAUUUCUGGAAAAACUGGACCAACUUACAGCGCUCCAGUUCAUGCUGCUGUGCACCUGACAACUGAACAGCUUAAAAGUGAAUUUGACAAACUGUUUGAGGAUCUGAAGGAAGACGAUAAAACUUGUGAAAUGGAAGGAGCAGAGGCUGUUGGAACCUUGUUACUUCCCCAUCAAAAGCAGGCUUUAGCUUGGAUGGUUUCACGGGAGAACAGUGAUAACCUGCCACCGUUUUGGGAAGAGAGGAAUAAUUUCUAUUACAAUAUACUUACAAAUUUUGCAGUAAAGGAGCGACCAAAAAAUGUUCUUGGAGGAAUACUGGCUGACGAUAUGGGAUUGGGUAAAACGCUUACUACUAUUGCAUUGAUUCUCACAAAUUUUCAAGAUGGCAAGCCUCUUCCUGUUGAAAAGAUCACAAGUGAUAAGUCUUAUGAGGAAUUUGGUACUACCGGCAUGAACGACGUUGGACCCAGACUACGUAAAGAAUCUAGUGAUACAGUGGAGCCUGGUGUUUCAGGUGUAAAAAAGCUUGAAACUAUUCCGUUGAAAUUCUCAAGUUGCCAUCAGAAAAAAGGUAAAGCCAAGAAGCCCAGAUAUUCAAAAAGCAGUGACUUGGGAGAGUCUGAAGAAUGUCUGCCACUGCAAACAGAAACACCUUCUUGUGUUAUCCCGGAAGAUACAGGCUUUGGAUCUGUUCUUGCAGCGUCACCUACUCCUUUAAAAAGAAAAACAAAGAGAAAGGGUACCGCUAGCAUUCAGUCAGUUGAGAAAAAAUAUUCUGAAGACGGCCCCAGAACAACACUGAUUAUAUGUCCACUGUCUGUCCUAAGCAACUGGAUUGACCAGUUUGAACAACAUACCAGCCAAGAUUUUCACCUAAAUAUUUAUAUUUAUUAUGGUUCUGACCGUAACAAAGACCCAGCAAUUCUUUCAGAACAAGAUGUCGUACUGACGACCUAUAAUGUUUUAGCUACUGAUUAUGGAAUCAGAGAUGACAGCCCAUUACACAAAAUCAAGUGGUUGAGAAUUGUGUUGGAUGAGGCACACACUAUACGAAACCCAAAUGCUCAGCAAACUAAAGCUGUUUUAAGUCUGGAGGCGCACAGAAGAUGGGUACUUACAGGUACUCCUAUUCAGAAUUCAGUAAAGGAUUUGUGGUCUCUUAUUUCCUUUUUAAAACUGAAACCUUUUACUGAUCGAGAGUGGUGGCACAGAACAAUUCAGCGUCCAGUCACAAUGGGAACUCCGGGGGGACUUAGGCGUUUGCAGUCACUGAUUAAGAGUAUUACCCUUAGAAGAACUAAAAUAAGUAAAGUUAAAGGAAAACCUAUUUUGGAGUUACCAGAGCGUAAAGUACUUAUUCAGCAUGUUACGCUUGCAGAGGAAGAGAGACAAAUCUAUCAAUCUGUGAAGAAGGAGGGCAAAGUUGCAAUUAACAGGUUUUUCAAUGAAGGGACUGUGCUAGCUCACUACGCUGAUAUCCUUGGUGUCCUGCUCAGAUUGCGGCAGCUUUGUUGUCAUCCUCAUCUUUGUACAAAUACAUCUUCUAGUUUUUCAGUUGCAGGUAGUAAUACUCCUGAAGAACUGCGUCAGAUGUUGGUGAAUAAAAUGAAGUUGGUUCUGAGCUCUGGUUCAGAUGAAGAAUGUGCAGUUUGCUUGGAAUCACUGACUCUUCCCGUGAUAACGCACUGUGCACAUGUGUUUUGUAAACCAUGUAUUUAUGAAGUCAUCAGAAGUGAACAGCCAAAUGCCAGUUGCCCUCUCUGUAGGAGCGAACUUCGAGUAGAGCAUUUGGUGGAAUGUUCCCUAGAAGAGGAAUUAAACUCCAGUAAUGGGAAGAAGGGUGGUCAGGAGUGGAUAUCCAGUUCAAAGAUAAAUGCUCUAAUGCAUGCUUUAAUAGAACUACGGAAGGAGAAUCCAACUAUUAAAUGUCUGGUUGUUUCUCAGUUCACAACCUUCCUGUCACUGAUAGAAAAUGCUUUGAAAAAAUCAGGGUUUGUCUUCACUCGUUUGGAUGGCUCCAUGGCACAGAAAAAAAGAGUGGAAGCAAUUCAGUGUUUCCAAAGCAGUCAAGCAGGAUCCCCAACCGUAAUGCUUUUGUCUCUAAAAGCAGGUGGAGUUGGAUUAAAUCUGACAGCAGCUUCCCGAGUGUUUUUAAUGGAUCCUGCUUGGAAUCCUGCUGCAGAAGACCAGUGUUUUGACAGGUGUCACAGGCUGGGUCAGAAGUACAAUGUCAUUAUUACUAAGUUCAUUGUGAAGGAUUCAGUAGAAGAAAAUAUGCUGAAAAUCCAGAAUAAGAAGAGGGAACUUGCAGCAGGAGCCUUUGCUACCAAAAAGCCAUCUGCAAGUGAAAUAAAACAAACCAAAAUUAAUGAAAUUAAGGCUCUAAUUGAUUUAUAGUCUGAAACUGUGGUAUUUUGGGCAAAGAAUAUUAUAAAUACUGUACUUAAUAUUGGUAAACCUUCAAAUUAUUUCUCAUGACAAGUUAAAAUUUUGCUAUCUGUGUGGUCAAAACAUAAAUCUUUGCAAUAAUUUAAGCCAGAAAAAUUAAUCUGCUCCUAAAUGUUGAUUUAGAAAUGCACAGAUGUAUUUUGCAGUACUGAAAUCUUUCCAAGGUGUUUAUUUUUUCCAAAUGUUGCACAUUAUGUACAAAGAUUAAGAAUUCCUAAAAAUUGCUCAAAACAGAACUGUGUAUUCUUCAUGCAUUCUAAUUUAUAAGAAUUUCAUUGCUUUUUAGAAUGAAAGGUAAACAGCAUGUGUGUUUUGUUCUUCUAAAACAUCACCCUUAAGAAAUGAAUUAGCUUCAUGUUCCAGUCUCUGUUUCCUGUUAACCAAACAGAUCUUUUAAAUUUUUUGUUUCCGAAUAGGUGGUCAGUGAUCAUUUCAUAAGGAAUUCUUCCUUUUGCAGACUAUGUUCAAUUAUAGUAUUUAUUUCAAAAUUUCUAAUUUGUGAAGCACAGGAAUCUUUUUCAUGAUUUCUGAAUAAUACACAUAUGCAGCAGGGAGUUCUUCAGUUGAUUAUUUCCCAAGAGCUAGUCAAAAAUUAACUGCUGCAUUUGUAAAAUAUUUCCUUCUAAUAUUUUUCUGAUGUAUAUAAUAAUUGUUUUUAUAAAAAUACAUGUUCUGCAAUUUGGAUAAAAUGCUAGAAUCAGAGGCUUAUAUUCAUAAUGCAGUUUAUAAUCACUUAUAUACAUGAACUCUGAACAAUGCUGUUGCGCUUUAAGUUGUGAUACGUACAAAGUAGAGUAUGACCCACUCACUCACCAGUGAAUCAGUUGGCCUUCGUAAAGUAAGUUUAAAAAGAAAAAACACAAAACCAAAACCAAACCCACCAUAUUUUAAUAGCUAACAGCAUUCUAACAGUUUUCUUGCACUGCUUAACACACUUCCAACUCAACCCCACAUAUUCUGCAGGUUGAAAGCUGCCUUAAAUGGAAUGCUGGUCUGCAUAGAUCUCGACUGAUACAGGAAAGAGUCAUUUGGUAAAUUACUCAAAUAUUUAUGUUCCACAAACUAAUAAAUAGCACUGAAGAAUACUGGA
This is a messenger RNA of Dromaius novaehollandiae (emu), 4204 nucleotides long. RefSeq names its product helicase like transcription factor (gene HLTF). The record is from RefSeq and is a predicted model, not a curated record. The transcript has 24 exons. Gene Ontology annotation, cellular component: nucleus. Gene Ontology annotation, biological process: DNA repair. Bases 103 to 3063 code for a protein of 986 amino acids. Lineage: Eukaryota; Metazoa; Chordata; Aves; Casuariiformes; Dromaiidae. Gene Ontology annotation, molecular function: hydrolase activity, acting on acid anhydrides, in phosphorus-containing anhydrides; nucleic acid binding; ATP binding.